AUGCAGGAACAAUUUGCACCCAUGAAGAAUGAUCUGUUGUUGAGGGCCGCUCGGGGCGAGAAGGUUGAGCGUCCUCCAAUUUGGGUGAUGCGACAGGGUAAGUUGAACACCCUUGCAAUUCUAGUUUGUGACCUGCCAUCUGACUUGAAAUCCCUAAAAUUAGCCGGUCGUUAUCUCCCCGAAUACCACGAAGCCAAGGGCGGUCGAGACUUCUUCGAAUGCUGCCGUUCGCCUGAAAUCGCAUCGACCCUGACCCUUCAGCCCAUUGACCGCUAUGACGGUCUCGUCGAUGCGGCCAUCAUCUUCUCCGACAUUCUGGUUAUCCCACAGGCUAUGGGUAUGGUCGUGGAAAUGGUGGAUAAGAAGGGCCCGCACUUCCCCGAGCCCCUCCAAUCGCCGGACGAUGGACAGUACGAAAAGGUGUUGGCAAAGAAGGUGGACGUCAAGGCGGAGCUGGACUACGUCUACAAGGCGAUUACCCUCACACGGCUUAAGCUGAAGGGACGCGUGCCCCUCAUCGGCUUCUGCGGUGCGCCAUGGACUCUGCUGUGUUACAUGGUCGAGGGUGGUGGCAGCAAGCUCUUCAUCCAGUCCAAGAAGUGGGUCUACAAGUACCCGAAGGAGUCGCAAGCACUGCUGCAGAAGAUUGCCGAGAUCUGUGUGGAAUACUUGGCCCUCCAGGUUGCAGCUGGUGCGCAGCUGGUCCAAGUCUUUGACUCAUGGGCUGGAGAAUUGUCACCUGCCACAUUCGCUUCGCACUCGCUCCCCUACCUGCGCCACAUCUCCGCCAACCUGCCCAAGCGUCUGCAGGAGAUGGGCCUGGAGCCCGUCCCUAUGACCGUCUUUGCCAAGGGUGCAUGGUACGCUCUGGACGACCUUUGCAACUCUGGCUAUAAUGUCGUGGGCCUGGAUUGGCUGCAGGACCCUGCGGAGGCUAUGCGAAUUGCCAACGGCCGGGUUACUCUGCAGGGUAAUGCCGAUCCCGGUAUGCUCUACGGAGGACCCUCGGCUAUCACUCCUACCGUGGAGAAGAUGGUCGAGGGAUUCAAGAAGGGCAAGCAGGGUUGGAUCUGCAACCUCGGACAUGGUGUCACUCCCUUCGUGGACCCGGAGCACCUCAAGUUCUUCUUUGAGGAGGUCCACCGCCUUACCAAAUAA
Molecule: messenger RNA, 1158 nt
Organism: Penicillium verhagenii
Lineage: Eukaryota; Fungi; Ascomycota; Eurotiomycetes; Eurotiales; Aspergillaceae
Product: uroporphyrinogen decarboxylase HEM12
Exons: 3
Coding region: 1-1158 (385 amino acids)
Biological process (GO): heme biosynthetic process
Cellular component (GO): cytosol
Molecular function (GO): uroporphyrinogen decarboxylase activity
Source: RefSeq, a predicted model, not a curated record